CCCCGCGCCUCCGGACGUCUUUGCCGGGACAUGGCCGCUACCGGUGCCGGGUCCUUAAGCUGAUUGCCGGCUGCCGGAGCUAACUGCUGCCGUCAACAGUCCACGCGGGCCGGUCCCAGGCGUCGGGACGGUGACGAUCCGCCGAGGAAGCGGGGCUCGCCAUAGGACGACGCCGCGGCGGGCGCAUGGCGUCCAUCUUGCUCAGGAGCUGCCGCGGCCGGGGCCCUGCCCGCCUCGCGCCUCCCCGCGCCGCCUCCCCGCGGGGUAGUCGGAGGGAUCGAGCUUGUCUCAGUUGUACCAGCACCGUGGGGUUGAUAAGCCAUGAGAAAAUUCUAUCUCGCUGCUGUCCUCCAGUCAACCCUGUGUACCUCUGCUUCAAAGGUGAGCCCCGCAGCUGUUGGACUCAGAGGCUUGAGUGCCAGGGCACCAUUGCAAGGGCAACAUGGACACCUGCCUCUGCAAGAUUGGUUGUCACAGGACCUCAGUACCUUCCUGUGCGCAGCUGGCACUCAUCACCUCCCCUAGGAGAGGACUCUGUGGUAGAGAAGUCCCUUAAGUCCUUAAAGGACAAGAAUAAGAAGCUGGAAGAGGGUGGCCCUGUGUACAGCCCGCCAGUUCAAGUGGUAGUAAAGAAGUCCCUUGGGCAGAAGAUACUGGAUGAGCUGAAGCACUACUACCAUGGCUUCCGCCUGCUCUGGAUCGACACCAAGAUAGCUGCCCGCAUGCUGUGGCGCAUCCUCAAUGGCCACACGCUGACCCGCCGGGAGCGCAGGCAGUUUCUCCGGAUUUGUGCAGACCUCUUCCGCCUAGUGCCCUUCCUGGUGUUCGUGAUCGUGCCCUUCAUGGAAUUCCUGCUGCCUGUAGUUGUAAAGCUCUUCCCCAACAUGCUGCCAUCCACAUUUGAAACCCAGUCCAUCAAGGAGGAAAGGCUGAAGAAAGAGCUUCGGGUAAAGCUAGAGCUAGCCAAGUUUCUCCAGGACACCAUAGAGGAAAUGGCCCUGAAGAACAAGGCAGCCAAGGGGAAUGCCACCAAAGACUUCUCUGCAUUUUUCCAGAAGAUCCGGGAGACAGGAGAAAGACCCAGCAAUGAGGAAAUCAUGCGUUUUUCCAAAUUAUUUGAGGAUGAACUGACCCUGGAUAACCUCACGAGGCCUCAGCUGGUGGCACUGUGCAAGCUGCUGGAGCUUCAGUCCAUCGGCACCAACAACUUCCUGCGUUUCCAGCUCACCAUGCGCCUGAGGUCCAUAAAGGCUGAUGACAAAUUGAUUUCUGAGGAAGGAGUGAACAGUCUGAAUGUCAAGGAAUUGCAGGCAGCAUGUCGAGCACGAGGCAUGCGAGCACUUGGCGUCACAGAAGACCGUCUGAAGGACCAACUGAAUCAGUGGCUCGACCUGCACCUCCAUCAUGAGAUCCCCACAUCAUUGCUCAUACUGUCCCGGGCCAUGUACCUCCCAGACACCCUCUCACCUGCUGACCAGCUCAAGUCCACCUUGCAGACCCUUCCAGAAAUCGUGGCAAAGGAGGCUCAAGUGAAAGCGGCAGAGGUGGAGGGCGAGCAGGUAGACAACAAGGCGAAGCUGGAGGCCACACUGCAGGAAGAGGCUGCCAUCCAGCAGGAGCACCUGGAAGAACUGCAGAGGGCUGCCGAGGCGGUGAAGGACACCCAGCCAGAAGUAGUAGAAGCCACCAUUCCUGGGAGGCCAGGGGCCGAGCUUCAGCCAGAGGUGCCUGUUGUGAGUGUGUCCUCAGAGACACUGAAGGAUACAGCACCUGUGCUAGAGGGAUUAAAGGGAGAAGAAAUAACCAAGGAGGAAAUUGACAUCCUCAGUGACGCCUGUUCUAAGCUAAAGGAACAGAAGAAGUCCCUGACCAAGGAGAAGGAGGAGCUGGAGCUGCUCAAAGAGGAUGUCCAGGACUACAGUGAGGACUUACAGGAGAUCAAAAAGGAACUUUCAAAGACCGGUGAUGAAAAAUAUAUAGAAGAAUCCACAGCUAGCAAGAGACUGACAAAGCGAGUCCAGCAGAUGAUCGGGCAGAUCGAUGGCCUGAUUGCACAGCUAGAGACCAGUCAACAGAAUGGCAAACUGGGCCCCCAGGAGAGUUCUCCAACAGGGGAGAGUGUCAUCAGUGUCAGUGAGCUCAUCACCGCCAUGAAGCAAAUCAAGCACAUUCCAGAACACAAGCUGAUCAGUUUGGCUUCAGCCCUGGAUGAAAAUAAGGACGGCAACAUCAACAUCGAUGACCUUGUUAAGGUGAUCGACUUGGUGGACAAAGAAGAUGUUCAGAUCUCUACCACCCAAGUAGCCGAAAUUGUGGCCACACUAGAGAAGGAGGAAAAGGUGGAAGAGAAGGAAAAGGCCAAGGAAAAGGCUGAGAAAGAGGCCGCAGAAGUGAAGAAUUAGAACUGCCUGGCUUUUGGCCCACAGGGUCUGCCUUCAUCAUGCUACACCAACCACAGUGGGGAUGACACAAGAGUGAUUGCUAUGAGGUGAUUCUUAGUGGCAAAUCUAAUAUUUUCUCUGGAAUAAAUCAGAAACUUCCUUAAUCAAGCAAUUUUUAAUUUUCAUCAUUCCAUGAAGAUUCAGUCAGCCUGGAGCCCUACAGCCCUCUGAGUGAUUGUGUCUGGACUCAUGCCUUGGUGUGGUACUAAAUGGCCCUAACCCAUGGGGUAAGGGGACAGCCACCACUAGGAUCGUAGCCUCACACUGACCCAUAGCUCCAAAGGUAGCUUGGGCUAGGCUGGGUAGGAAAGUAUUUCCCUGUUUAUGUCCUUACUCAGGGUCUGGCCAAGCCUCUGUCCCUUGAGAGGAGAGUGAGAACCAAGUGGACUCCCAGCACCUGUGUGGAGCCAAGUAAAUGUGCCUGCAUUUCUCCAGAGGCCUUGGAAUAGGAGGUAGACAGACACAAUGCAGGCCUCCUCUGCGCUGAAGACGCUGAAGUCAGUCUGAGGACUUGGGAUUCCUCCAGGAGAUCUGUAUGCUCACUCCUCCACAGUUGUGUCGUAACUACUAGUCCCUGACAGCAUUGUCUCUCUUGUAUGGAUUCUGAAGCAUGUUGACUGGAGCGUUCUCAAUUUACCAUUGAUUUUCACCUAAUUCUAUAACUGACUAGUACUGAAUUUACACACAUGACUACUCGCCUAGCUCAUGAGUAGUUCCGUAAUUAACAGGGGACAUACACUGAAGAAGCCUUUGAAAUGAAAUUGGACAGUCCACAUUGCUGAGUAGCCCUGGGGGAUAGAGCUGAUACCUGAAACCUGAACAGACCUGAGGCUUUGUGUGGCUUUUAACAUAAAACUUAAGUCCUGCCCAGGACAGUGGCCAAGAUGGGGCUUCACAAGGCUGUCUCGUCACAGAUGCUCUUGAAUGUGCUCCUGCCUCCAGCAGUGAGGAAGUAGUCUGUGGUGCCACAGAGCUUUCGGCGUGGUGUUCCGUGCCUGCUAACGGCUCGCUGGCACCCCUGAGUGGAGAUGCACUAGCUCAGCGCCCAGAGCUCUUGCUGAGUGGCCAGCACCCUUUCUUAGUUGGAGAUGGCUGCUUGGGCAGGCCAGGGCUGAGUAUCCUGUAGCCUCACCACCACCCUCCCACUGUAACCCCAUCCUAGGAUCACAGAAAGCAAGAUCCUGAGUUCAGCUUGAGCUAUCCUGUCCAGGAAAAUGACUCCAGACAGGAUCUAGAAGAUGUGCAGAAAAGCAGCAACUAGAAUGGAACUUUCUCGGUUUCUUGAAACUUUUCUUAAAGGAAGCAUAUGAUGCUAAGCAAGAAUAAAAUAAUUCUCACACAUAAGCCUGUGCAGAGUAACAGUGGAAGGAGCCUAGUGAAUAUAUGGUCACAUCUGUGCGUCCUUGUGUACCCUAGCAGCCUGGUUCCCACUGUUAGUGUGUACUUCUGAGGACAAGAUUGUGGUUGCCAAAUGUGUUCCCACAAUGAAUCGUUUCUCUUUUGAGCAGCAUUCUGGGACCUGUCCUUUGUCUACCUAUUGUCUUCCUCCUUCAUUGUUACUGGGCACUGUCAGUGGCUGUGUUGGCUGUUGCUGACUCGGGUAUUUCCCUGCUGUCCUAUUGUGGACUCUGCCCUCACAGGUCACAUCAUCACCCUGGAAAGUGGGUUCGCCCUGUGAUGUUGCAGGGCCUAGCAGUGGGUGCUUGCCUUGGUUUUUGGAACUGGCCCCACAUCUGUUUCAUUGCUUGACUUCAGUACAGCUGGGUCAGGUUUAGAAAUGGCAGGUCUACUGGACAGUGAUGGUGGCGCGCACCUUUAAUCCCAGCACUCCAGACGCAGAGACAGGUGGAUCUCUGAGUUCAAGGUCAGCUUGGUCUACAGAGCAAGUUCUAGGACAGCCAUAGAGAAACCCUGUCUUGAACCACCACCACCACCACCCCAAAAAAAAGAAAAAGGAAAAGAAGUAGCAGCCCCAUGACAGAACUGUAUAUGAGCUGAGCAUUUGAGAGCUGGCUGUAUUUCAACUCUCAUAACUGCUCUGUACCCCAGUGCCUGCCCAGGGGCCAGGUGCCCACACCUGAUAAAUGAAAUCUGGCAUUCCCUUCUACACUCCCAGCCACCUGCCCACACAGGCUCCUUCUGGACUAUCAACAUCCUCAAUGUGCAGGGCACCAUGCAGUUCUGAAAGGCCAUCCUCAUGGUCUUGGGCUGUGCCUCCUAGGGCCAUGGUAAGGGAACAAGUUCUGUAUCCUCUUCUGACUUCCAGGGAUCCCAGAGCCUCCAGUGGGGUCACAUGUAAACAUCUUCCAUGCCCAUGUAACAGCCCUGAGCAUUCUGCCUAGUAAAGAGAUCGAAGGGAAACUCAGACCUCCUAAAUUAAUAAGAAUUGUGCCGUGGGCAUCAGGUGUGCUCAGAUUUUAGCGGGGCUUAAUCCUCCCCACAGCUCAGUGCCAGCUCACCUUUAGGGGCUCAAGACUUGGUUCCAGGCUCAUGCUUUGUGGGACCUGAGGAGACCUGUAUCCCCUCAUCCUGAGGUAUCCCCUCAUUCUGUGGAACAGCCCUGUUUUGUGGAGUCAGGCAAGUAAGUACUUCUUAGAAUUGAAGCAGACUCGGGGCCCUGGGAGACUGGCAAGCGACAGCUUCAUGUAAGGAGGUGACCGAAUAAAGUACCACUGCUGUUG
Molecule: messenger RNA, 5122 nt
Organism: Microtus oregoni (creeping vole)
Lineage: Eukaryota; Metazoa; Chordata; Mammalia; Rodentia; Cricetidae
Product: mitochondrial proton/calcium exchanger protein
Exons: 14
Coding region: 186-2402 (738 amino acids)
Biological process (GO): intracellular monoatomic cation homeostasis
Cellular component (GO): mitochondrial inner membrane
Molecular function (GO): ribosome binding; calcium ion binding
Source: RefSeq, a predicted model, not a curated record